ACUCACUUCACCUGGGGUGGGGGCGGCCCCUCAGCUCUGACCAUCGCUCAGCUUCUAGCACGGCCCCCGGCUCAGAGCGAGAGCUUUGCAAACGCUGCUUGCGAUGGAAGCAACAGCCUCUGCUAAAGGGAGGGAUGUCCCGGUCGACUCCAUUUCUUGGUCGGAGGACAGAUGGGGAAACCGAGUCAGAUAGUGCCGCAGCCAGAACGGGAACCGGGCUCCCGGGGCAUGCGUGGCCCUCUGAGUGAAUGCAACGGGGAAGGCGCUCCUGCCCCCACCUCCCCGCAGAGGUCCCCGUGGACCGAGUGCGUGUGACAUGGCAGCUGUGAGUGCAAAGUGACCCAGCCGUGUUUCUCUCCCGUGUCUAGCAACGCUCUGCCCAUGCAGUGUGGGAGGCUCAGGAGACCGGGAUUUUCAGCACGCUCCCGUUUUGGGUUCUGACGCCGGCACACUAUUUUGAGGCAGUGACAUCAUCUCUCUCCUCCUGAGCACCCUCCUUGCGGCUCCGUGACUCAGGCCCCGCGGUCUCCCACCUGGGCUGCGGUCACCUCUGCCCACUGGCAGGAGAAGUGCAGAAAUGGCUUCAGACAUACCUGGAUCGGUGGCAUUGCCCGUCGCCCCCAUGGCGGCCACAGGACAGGUGAGGAUGGCGGGGGCCGUGCCCGCCCGAGGAGGCAAGCGGCGUUCCGGGAUGGACUUCGAUGACGAGGACGGCGAGGGCCCCAGCAAAUUUUCAAGAGAGAACCACAGCGAGAUCGAGCGGCGCCGGCGGAACAAGAUGACGCAGUACAUCACGGAGCUGUCCGACAUGGUCCCCACCUGCAGCGCGCUGGCCCGGAAGCCCGACAAGCUCACCAUCCUGCGCAUGGCCGUGUCGCACAUGAAGUCCAUGCGCGGCACCGGGAACAAGUCCACGGACGGCGCGUACAAGCCGUCCUUCCUCACCGAGCAGGAACUGAAGCAUCUCAUCCUCGAAGCAGCUGAUGGGUUUCUGUUUGUCGUGGCCGCUGAGACGGGGCGAGUGAUUUACGUGUCCGACUCCGUCACCCCUGUUCUGAACCAGCCGCAGUCGGAGUGGUUUGGGAGCACGCUCUAUGAGCAGGUGCACCCUGAUGACGUGGAGAAGCUGAGAGAGCAGCUGUGCACCUCGGAAAACUCCAUGACAGGCCGCAUCUUGGACCUGAAGACGGGGACGGUGAAGAAGGAAGGGCAGCAGUCUUCCAUGAGGAUGUGCAUGGGCUCCCGGCGCUCCUUCAUCUGCAGGAUGAGGUGUGGAAAUGCUCCUUUGGACCACCUUCCUCUGAACAGGAUAACCACCAUGAGGAAGAGGUUCAGGAACGGUCUCGGCCCCGUGAAGGAGGGAGAAGCCCAGUAUGCUGUCGUCCACUGCACAGGCUACAUCAAGGCCUGGCCCCCUGCAGGAAUGACUAUCCCCGAGGAAGACGCAGACGUGGGACAGGGCAGUAAAUACUGCCUCGUGGCCAUCGGGAGGCUCCAGGUGACCAGCUCGCCGGUGUGCAUGGACAUGAAUGGCAUGUCGGUGCCCACAGAGUUCCUGUCCCGGCACAACUCUGACGGCAUCAUCACGUUUGUGGAUCCGCGCUGCAUCAGUGUGAUCGGCUACCAGCCCCAGGAUCUUCUGGGAAAGGACAUUUUGGAAUUCUGCCACCCUGAGGACCAGAGCCACCUGCGUGAGAGCUUCCAGCAGGUGGUGAAGCUGAAAGGCCAGGUGCUGUCGGUCAUGUAUCGGUUCCGCACCAAGAACCGGGAGUGGGUGCUGAUCCGCACCAGCAGCUUCACGUUCCAGAACCCCUACUCCGACGAGAUCGAGUACAUCAUCUGCACCAACACCAACGUCAAGCAACUUCAGCAGCAGCAGGCAGAGCUGGAAGUGCACCAGCGAGACGGACUGUCAUCCUACGACUUGUCCCAGGUCCCUGUCCCCAACCUACCAGCCGGCGUGCACGAGGCUGGGAAGUCCGUGGAAAAGGCAGAUGCGAUCUUCUCCCAGGAAAGAGACCCUCGGUUUGCAGAAAUGUUUGCAGGAAUUGGUGCAUCGGAGAAGAAGAUGAUGAGCUCAGCCUCUGCAGCAGGAAGCCAGCAGAUCUACUCCCAGGGGAGCCCGUUCCCCCCCGGACACUCGGGGAAGGCCUUCAGCUCCUCAGUGGUUCACGUGCCUGGAGUGAACGAUAUCCCGUCCUCCUCCUCGACAGGCCAGAACAUGUCCCAGAUCUCCAGGCAGCUAAACCAGAGCCAGGUGGCCUGGACGGGGAGUCGGCCACCAUUUCCAGGACAGUCUAGCAAGACCCAGUCGUCUCCCUUUGGGAUUGGCACGAGCCACAGCUACCCGGCAGACCCCUCCUCCUACAGCCCUCUCUCCAGCCCAGCCACCUCCUCACCCAGUGGGAACGCCUACUCCAGCCUCGCCAGCAGGACGCCGGGCUUCGCUGAAAGUGGACAGAGCGGCGGGCAGUUCCAGGGGCGGCCCUCGGAAGUCUGGUCGCAGUGGCAGAGCCAGCACCACGGCCAGCAGAGCGGUGAGCAGCACUCCCACCAGCAGCCCGGUCAGACUGAGGCGUUCCAGGACAUGCUGCCCAUGCCAGGAGACCCAACCCAGGGCACCGGCAACUAUAACAUCGAAGACUUUGCCGACCUGGGCAUGUUCCCGCCGUUCUCUGAGUGAGGCUCCCGCCGCACCGCGCCACCCCUGCUCUGACGUCGCCGCCCCUGCACACGGGCCCCGCCCCUGCCCUGCUCGCCCUGUGGCAGGACCUGCCACCAGAAGCCACCCUCCCGCCAUGUCCCCAGGCUCGGCACUGCCCUGCUCCCAGCCGCAGCCGCGGCAGCUCGGCCACUGACCAGGGCCCUGGUGGUCGCCUGGGGACCAGCUGUAUUUAUUGUAUUUUUCCUGUGUGUGCUCGGGGGUGAGCCUGUUGGGUCCUUACAUUUGGUUGUGAAUAAUCUCUUAAUGGACAAUUUACCCUCGUAACAAGUUCAUUUCGUGCCCAGAGAGAGCCAGCCCCAGCAGCAGCAGGCGGCGCCGGGACGCUGCAGAGGAUCCCUCUUGCCUUUCACGUCAGCUGGGGGGUGCUGGAGUGGGCUUGGGACACAGGUGGCAGGAUGGCUACUGGCUGAGGGGCGCGGGGCACAGAGGGGUGCCCCCGGCUCCACUGAUGUCUCUACACGAACUCUGUGCAUGGACGGAUGUGCAGUGUGCUCUGUCCCAUGGGUGUGCUGUGCCUCGUGUCUGUCCCGUGUGGCCAGGGUGUGUGUCUAGAACCCAGUGUGCAAUUGAGCCAUGCAGCCCUGUUCCCAGGGGCCCGGAGCUGGGCUGGCACCAGGAGUCCCAGCUGGGGACCUGCUCACUUGGCUAGGUCAGUUCUUUGGUCCAAGCCCCAGUGCAGAUUCAGCUUCCCCCUCUUACAGGAGCCGCCCCUUCCUCCCGCGGGAGCCCGUGGUGCCCCGCCCUCCUCACGCGGGUCUGAUUCCGUGUUGGCGUCUCAUCCUCGCCCACUGGCCAGAGGAGGCCCUGUGCCCAGCCCCGAGCACCCUGAGGUCACAGCGGCCUGGGCCCUUCUGUGCAGGGGGUGGCAGGGGCAGAACGCCAGGCCCCCCGUCCUGUGCCAGCUCUGCCCUGUGGCUCUGGAGGUGGCACUCUGGCGUCCCAGGAGACCCACUGCUCAGCCCUGGGGGAAGCUUCACCGGUGGAUGGUGGCUGGUGGCCACUUUCGCGGGACCCCAGUCCCCAGACGCUGACGUAAGCCUGACCCUGCAGUUUCCAGACGGCAUGUGAGCGGCUGGGCCUGAGUGUGGACGCGCGUGUGUGCACUCCAGCCUCAGGGCGACACUGUCUUGCUUCCGGGGACAAGGUGGGGGCUGAAAUGCGCACCUCCUCAAGCGCAGCCCAGCUCCGGGCUCCCUCUGCGCCCCUGCCCCAGGGCCACCUCUGCCUCCUGUAGCCUGGAGCUUGCCCUAGGCUGUGGGUAUAAUUAUUUCCAAAAAACAAAAGGCACAAAGGUAGCCUUUGGACCAAGAAGUAUUUCUCAGUGAAGUGAACAGACUCCUUGCAGCCUUUAGCUCUUGAGGGCUUGCGUUUGUUUCUGCCUCGUGUUUUUGGAGGGCAGCGGGGCUUUUCUGGGGUGCAGACCAAGGUGAGCCCCUGGGUGGUGCUCCUGCCCUGUCUGGCUGCGCUGGGCACCCAGGGAGGCAGCAGAGACAGGCGAGGAGCCUUGCCGCACCUCCUUCCCUCUGCGUCUCCCCCUGCAGGGUCAGGGAGCCCCGGCCCAGUGCCGGGCCUAGGGUGGGACUCAGGCCCGGACAGGCCCUGCCUCCUUCCCCCCCAGCCCCGUCCCAGGCGUCGUGGGGACAUGAGGGAGAGUCUGGUCAGCGUUGUCUUCUCCAUGCCCCGCCUGCUUCAGGGACUCUCGCGAGUCCUAGGAGCUGCCACUGGGACCAGGGUCAGGGGAGACGGAGGAGGAGCAGGAGGAGGAGGAGGCCAGGGCUGGGAGGAUCCGCACCGAGGGAUUCUCCCACCAAAGAUUUUGGAGACAAACUGGAGUGAGAAUUAAAGCCCCGGAGGGUUUAAUUAUCCAGGUUUGCAAGAGAUCCUCCCAGGCCAGUGCUGCCCAGCUCGGGAGGGCAGAGCGCUCUGCUCCGCGCCCUUCAGCCCACACAGAGCUGGGCAGGCGCUGGUGGCUCCGUGCCGCUCCGGGACCCGCUUCCUCAGUCCCCAUCUGAGCUGCCAGACGCUCCGUGGGCUGCGCAAGCAGAGGGCUGUGCUCAGGCGAGGGCCACGCGGCGGUGCGGAGCCGUGGCAAGGACGUGGAUGCAGCUGCAGUGAGGCCCCACCAAAGCCCAGUCAGCGACUGUGACGGUGGCCACGGAUGGUUCUAGAAUGCGCCACUGGCAUGUCACUCACCCCCCCUUUUGGUUUUCGUUUUGGCUUCAGGGGAUGAGAGAGCCAUCGUAAACAGCCAUGUUCUGCUCCACUCCCCAACACACCGAGGUCUCCCUUUGUGAUUUCACGAGCAGGGGACAGCGGGGGCUCUGACAGUGCCGGACAUAGCCCUGAGGGGCUUCACUCCUCCGGGCAGUGGAGCUCCCUGCACCUCCAGUUUAGCCCGCUGCACGCUCUGCCCCUGCUGGCCCCAGAGAAAGAACGGUGGUCUCUUCCCCGCCCCCGCCUCGCUCUGGGCAGCCCCUGGGCUGCGCCUGCGUCGUGAACACUUGCUUCUCUGAGCUCCCCGCCCGUGUCAGCUCUGACCCGCUGUGUAGACAGGGGCAAGCCAGCGACCCAGCAGCGUUAGCCGGAAAGCAGUCAGUGGACCCCUCUUUGUGUCACCAGACAGUGUGGGUUUGGUCUCAGUCGCUGUGUCCCAACUUGCCCCCCCAAAUCCCAGUCCUAAUGAGCCGUGAGUCCGGGGCACCUUGAAGAAGCCCCACACAGUGGUGUGGGCACAGUGUCACAGGCAGGGUUCCUCGGCCUGUGGCCACUGAUGUGAAAUGGGGGCACAGGCUGUGCGGGGACAGGGCCGCCGGCUCCAGCCAACACUCCCAGUUUCCUUUUUAACAAAAAAAAAAAAAGAAGAAGAAAAAGAAAAAAAAGAUUUCACGAGCAGGCGUCAGUGGACAGCUCAAGCGCUUAAUCGUUUCUCUUUAACCUAACUUCGUAUGGAUGUGAAUGUGCUGUGGGUAAAGCAUUUGUAUUUCCUGAAUGUUCUCUGUGACUAACAGUUACUAAGUCAGUUGUGUACAUGUGUAACUAAUGUAACUGCCUUUUGAAACUUCAUUACAAUAAAAGUGACUUUGCUCUGA
This is a messenger RNA of Microcebus murinus (gray mouse lemur), 5814 nucleotides long. It is a transcript of the gene ARNT2, whose product is annotated as aryl hydrocarbon receptor nuclear translocator 2. The record is from RefSeq and is a predicted model, not a curated record. Gene Ontology annotation, molecular function: DNA-binding transcription factor activity; protein dimerization activity. Gene Ontology annotation, cellular component: transcription regulator complex; nucleus; cytoplasm. NCBI's taxonomy places the organism in Eukaryota, Metazoa, Chordata, Mammalia, Primates, Cheirogaleidae. Gene Ontology annotation, biological process: regulation of DNA-templated transcription.